GCAGCCGAUCAGCCCCAUGGAGUCCUCCCCAUUCACCGACCUGGUCCACGCCCUCGCCACGGCCCAGCAAAGCCAGCACCAGGCGCUAGUCACCCUCCGAAAGGAACAAGAACGGUGCUUCGAGGCCCUGGUGCUGGCCCAGCAAGAAGAUCGAGAGGCAUUCUGGCACCUCCUCGUGUCGGCGGGGUCCACCAGCGCUCCCACCGCGGGCCCGUCCCCCCUCACCCUAACCAAGAUGGGUCUGCAGGACGACCCCGAGGCAUUUAUCACGCUCUUCGAGCAAGUAGCAGAGGCCUCGGGGUGGCCGAUGGAGCAGGGCAUGGCGCGCCUCCUCCCCCUGCUAACGAGAGAGGCGCAGUUGGCCGUGCUACGGCUCCCUGCCGACCGCCGGCUGGCCUACACGGACUUCCGCCGGGCUGUCCUCCAGUGUGUGGGGCGCACCCCAGAGCAGCAGUGCCAGCGCUUCCGCGCUGUGCGCUUGGAGGAAGUCGGCCGGCCAUUUGCGUUUGGCCAGCAACUCCAGGACGCCUGCUGGCAGUGGCUGAGGGCCGACAACUGCGAUGCCGAGGGAAUCGUCGACCAGGUGGUGCUGGAGCAGUUCAUCACGUGCCUGCCAACAGGAACCGCGGAGUGGGUCCAGUGCCACCGCCCGGCGUCGCUGGAUCGGGCCAUCGAGCUGGCGGAGGACCAUUUGGCGGCUGUUCCGGUGGCAGGACAGCAGACAGCCUCUUCUCUUCUCUUCUCUCCUCUUCUCUCUCUCUCUCUCUCCCCCUCCUCCUGUGUCCCGUCCUCGCCCCAUUCCCCCACCGCGGAGGUGGGGGCCGGCACCACCCCAGCCGGCCCGCCGCACCCGCGGUGCCCUCUCAUUUCUCCCUUCUGUGUCUGUCUCUCCCCCCCUCAGGUGAGUGAGCCCCAGAACACCGGUGAAGAGAGGAAGCCCGGGCCGGUUUGCUGGCGCUGCGGGGAACCGGGCCACCUCCAACAGCAGUGCACGGCAAUGGAAGUGGGCGCAGUGGUUCGGAUCCCCGACAUGCCAGGAGCCGCCCUCGAUCAGGCCAGAGCGUAUCGCAUACCGACUGAUGCAUCGGACAGAGGGCUGGGGGCGGUUUUGUCCCAGGAGGUGGAGGGGGAGGACAGCCCCGUCCUGUACAUCAGCAGGAAGCUGUCGGUGCGUGAGGGGCGCUACAGCACCAUAGAAAAAGAGUGUCUGGCGAUCAAGUGGGCGGUCCUCGCCCUCCGUUACUACCUGCUGGGGCACCCUUUCACCCUCUGUUUGGACCACGCGCCCCUCCAGUGGCUCCACUGCAUGAAAGAUGCCAACGCGCGGAUCACCUGUUGGUAUCUGGCACUCCAACCCUUCAGUUUUAAGGUGGUCCACAGGCCGGGGGUGCAGAUGGUCGUAGCGGACUUCCUCUCCCGUCAAGGGGUGGGGAGUCGGCUGCAGGCUGGACGGCCGCCCGACCUGAGUCGGGCAGUGGGGGUAUGUGGUAGCGGGGGCGUGGUCAAGCGCCGGUCUGGGACAGGAGGGCGGAGUCAGGGAAGGUAAGUGGCAGAAUCACUACACCUGAUGGCAAUUAACCUGUGUUUGUGUGUGUCUUCCCAGUGACCAUGCCCUAUUUAGGUAGGGAGAGCGAGAGCAGAGGAGCUCAUCCCCGAACUAGAUGCCAGUUGUGCGUGUGUCUGUUUGGUGUUCAGAUUGUUCACUGAAAAGUGUGGCAAUAAAGCCUAUUUUUGAACCUGAUCUCUGUCCAGCCGUCCUCUGUGCUCCACCCACGCAUACUGAA
Molecule: messenger RNA, 1784 nt
Organism: Neoarius graeffei (lesser salmon catfish)
Lineage: Eukaryota; Metazoa; Chordata; Actinopteri; Siluriformes; Ariidae
Exons: 2
Coding region: 17-1546 (509 amino acids)
Molecular function (GO): zinc ion binding; nucleic acid binding
Source: RefSeq, a predicted model, not a curated record